Messenger RNA from Knipowitschia caucasica, 294 nucleotides. The record is from the annotation of a GenBank genome assembly. Lineage: Eukaryota; Metazoa; Chordata; Actinopteri; Gobiiformes; Gobiidae.
AUGCUCAGGCUUCAGGCCACUUUAUGGAGAACGAGGCGCGGUGACGGACACUUUUACAGCCGCUGUCUCGUCUUGUUCGUCUCUUAUCAGGGGGGCGGCCGCCAUUACGGCUCCAUCAACAUGAAACGGCCUGACGUGGGCUUGUCCGGCACGGCGCGGCUCGGACCAUUAGAGAGAGGAGGGGUCCUGGCGGUGUCAGGGCAGCGUCAUCGUAAUGAGGCUUCAAACCCUUCAGCUCGUCUCCAGACUGUGGUCAGAGGCAGCAGUAAAAAGUCCCAGAGCACUCAGUCAUAA